This is a messenger RNA of Phoenix dactylifera (date palm), 2921 nucleotides long. It is a transcript of the gene CFM3A, whose product is annotated as CRM family member 3A. The record is from RefSeq and is a predicted model, not a curated record. Gene Ontology annotation, molecular function: mRNA binding. Gene Ontology annotation, biological process: RNA splicing, via transesterification reactions. NCBI's taxonomy places the organism in Eukaryota, Viridiplantae, Streptophyta, Magnoliopsida, Arecales, Arecaceae.
CCCCCGACUCCUGAAAAUCCCAACCCCAAAAUGUCCCUCGUUUCAAAUCACAAAGCCUGAUACCCCUUUCUCCUCCAAAUCCAUGGCGCUUGCUCCCACCCUCCAACUCCACCCCGCCCCCAUAUUCGACUCCCUCCAUGCCUCCCUCUCGCGCCUCCAAUCUCCCCGCCUCCUCCUCUUCCGCUCCUCCUCCUCCACUGCUCCCUCCAAAAAACUCCGCUUCUCCGCGAAUUCCAUCCACGACCAAGCCCCAGAUGGCAAAUCCUCUCCUUACCCCGGACCCGGCCAUCGCCCCCGCCGUCUCCCAGCCGGGGACCUCUCGUCGCGGCCCACCUGGAUCCAGAGCUGGAACCAAUCUCGCCUCCUGACAAGCCCGAAGCGGCCUAGAGCCUUCUUGGAUUACCGGGAGGGCAUUUCCAGCGACGACGAUGUGGUGGGCACCAGUAGAAGCACUGGGAGUAGCACGAUGGAAAAGAUUGUUGAGAAACUGAAGAAAUUUGGGUAUAUUGAUGUCUCCGAUGAGAGAAAAGAGAGUCCUUUGCCGGAGAAGGGAUCGGUGGAGGACAUCUUCUACGCAGAAGAUGGGAUUUUGCCUGACUCGAGAGGUGGACUGUCGUUGGAUUUGAACAAGGAGGUCCGAUUUCCAUGGGAGAAGCCUUUGCAGAAUAAGGAAGGGGAUGGAGGAGGUAGUUCAAUGCGGAAGAGGAGGAGCAAGACUUCAUUGGCAGAGUUGACGCUCCCGGAAGGGGAGCUGAGGAGGCUGAGGCAUAUGGCUGUGAGAAUAAAGUCAAAGACGAAGAUUAAAGGUGCGGGAGUGACGAAGGACAUCGUGGAUUUGAUUCACGAGCAGUGGAAGACCACGGAGGUAGUGAGGCUUAAGUGUGAGGGGGCUCCAGCACUUAACAUGAAACGAACUCAUGAGAUCUUGGAGAGAAAAACAGGAGGUCUGGUGAUAUGGAGGUCAGGGACUUCUAUUUCUUUAUAUAGGGGUGUAGGCUAUGAGAUCCCUCAACCAGAAAAAAAGCAAUAUCAGAGUGUGCAAAGAUCUGCUGUGGACACAUUCAACAAAGAUACUUACUAUCCAACUGGAGUUUCCAUAGAAAAUGGUAGAGGCAAUAAUAUACAAGAUCUUCAUGAAGAUUUGACAGCUUCUCUUGAGAAGAAAAAAGAUACUGAACCAGAUGCAGAAAUUAAAUAUGAACAUGAGAUUGACAAGCUAUUAGAUGGCCUAGGUCCUCGUUACACAGACUGGCCAGGAUCUGGUCCACUACCUGUAGAUGCUGAUUUGCUUCCAGGUGUGAUUCCUGGAUAUAAACCCCCUUUCAGAAUUCUUCCAUAUGGAGUCAGACGCACUCUUGGUCUGAAGGAAGGUACAGCAUUACGAAGGCUUGCAAGGCUAUUGCCUCCUCAUUUUGCCCUUGGGAGAAGUAGGCAACAUCAAGGGUUAGCUGCAGCGAUGGUGAAGCUCUGGGAGAAAAGUUCCAUUGCAAAGAUUGCUCUGAAGCGUGGGGUACAACUUACGACGAGUGAAAGAAUGGCUGAAGAAAUAAAAAAAUUAACAGGGGGUACAAUUCUUUCUAGUAACAAGGACUACCUUGUUUUUUAUAGAGGGAAGGAUUUCUUGGCCCCAGAAGUGACAGAAGCAUUACUUGAGAGGGAAACAUUAGCUAAGACCCUACAAGAUGAGGAGGAGCAAGCCCGACUAAGAGCCUCCUCUUCAGUUGUUUCAAAUUUUGAAAUAGCUGAUGAACCUGGGACAGCUGGUACUCUUGGAGAGACUCUGGAAGCUGAUGCCAGAUGGGGGAAUAGACUGGAUGAAGAUCAUAUGGAGAAAAUGAUGAGAGCUGCAGAAAUGGCAAGGCAUGCUGACCUUGUGAGGAAGCUAGAGAGGAGGCUUUCUUUGGCUGAACGCAGGUUAAUGAAAGCUGAAAAAGCUUUAGCCAAAGUAGAAGAAUCCCUGAAGCCAGCUGAACAUACUGUAGAUCCUGAAAGCAUAACUGAGGAGGAGAGAUUUAUGUUUCGCAAGCUUGGGUUAAGGAUGAAGGCUUUUUUGCUCCUUGGGAGGAGAGGAGUGUUUGCUGGUACUGUAGAAAACAUGCAUUUGCAUUGGAAGUACAGGGAACUUGUUAAGGUCAUUGUGAAAACAAAAACUUUUGAACAGGCUAAGUACAUUGCUUUAUCACUUGAAUCUGAGAGUGGAGGUGUCUUAGUGUCUGUGGACAAGGUCUCUAAGGGGUUUGCUAUUAUUGUGUACCGAGGAAAGGACUAUGAGCGACCUUCUACCUUGAGGCCUAAGAAUUUAUUGACUAAAAGGAAAGCUCUAGCACGAUCUAUAGAGCUUCAAAGGCAUGAGGCUCUUAGCCGUCAUAUCUCAAAUUUACAGAAAAGGGUGGAGCAGUUAAGAUCUGAACUGGUCCAAAUGGACAAUGUAAAAGACCAAGGGGACGAGGAAUUGUAUACCAAACUGGACUCUGCAUAUUCCACUGAAGAUGAAGAUACAGAGGAUGAUGAUGAUGAGGCUUAUCUUCACACUUUUAAUACUGCUGUUGUCAUUGAUGGUGAUGAAUAUGGCAGAGUUGAAAACUAUGCCAAUAAUGGUGGGGCUGCUGAUGGUGGUGAUGAUGGUUAUGAGGAUGGUGAUGGCGAUGAAGAUGAUGAGUCUGAUGUUUUUGAAGAUAAUGAAGAAGAUUCGAUUGGCUUCGUCCGCACAUCCAUGAAUUCCAUCCAGCAUCAGCAAACUGGAAUGACAGAUACUGCUGCUGAGUGCUGAUGAGCUGUAUAUAUGACCCAAUUUUUCAAAGCAAUGGGGCUCAAGUGGAAGAAAUAUAAUCAUGUAUCUGUAACCAUAAACAAUAUUUGUUAUGCAAAUUAUCAUUUUAAUUAGUUAAAUCAAAUCCAAAAUUUGAGCAGGCUAGCCUGAA